AGUUUAUAGUUAUUUUGUUGAUUUAAUUUUUCUUUUUUCAAAUUAAUCCCAAAUGUUUUGUAACAAAGAUAAAGGAAUAGAAUAUCAGGUCACUAUUGUUAACCUUGAGGCCUUAUUCCACCCAUCAAAUUUUCAGAAUCUAUAUUAUAUAAAAUUAUAAAAUUAUAAAAUUAAAAAGAAAAAUAAAAAGUUCAGAAUCUCUCCCAAUCUCAGGCUCUCUCAUCAGGAACACAGCAAUAUUUACAUAACAUCCAAAAAAAUUUCUCCAAAUAGAUCAAAUUCGUCGAGGAAAGGACACUGCUCGGACGACUUUCCUCUCAGUUGCGAGAGAAAUCCGAUACAACGUUGCCUCUGUUCAUAAAUCGCCUUCCAGAGAGAUGAAGCAAGCGGGCGUGCCCACGUUGGAUUUGUUUCUUGUUGUUCUCCUGGCGGCAGCGACAUUUAAGCCCAUCUCUUCUUUGCCAUCUACUAUUCCUGCAUUUCUCUGGUCCCCUCACCAUCGCCACGGGUUUUCUAACAACAUUCUAGAAAAAUAUGUUGAUUAUCAGACCAUUUCCCCACAGGAGCUGGCGAAGUCUGUUCUAAAUGAAGGAGGCUGGUCACAACUUCUGUGCACGGGAAAGGAAGUAAAGCAGCCUGUGGAUCUUGCAAUAAUCUUUGUUGGUUCCAAGUUGCAGUCAGAUUUCACAUCAAGCAGGCACGUGGAUCCAAAUCUUAUGGAUUUACUUAAGGUCUCUUUCUCAAGGUCUAACUUCUCCAUGGCCUUUCCCUAUGUGGCUGCACCAGAAAGGGGUGCAGUAGAAAAGUUAUUGAUCUCAGAAUUCAAACAAUCGUGUGGGCAUGACCUCAGAAUCAGCAAUAGUGCUUUCCAGGAGUUGUCCUCUGUUGAGGAUGAAUCAUUCCAGAAACUUCCGCUGCUGCCACAUUCGAUUAAUGAUUAUAUGGUUUCAAGAAUGGAAAACAAGCCAGAGGGAGAGACAGAAUUGGUCAUUUUCUCUCAUGGAGAUUUCAGUUCUCCUGAAGAAGGCAAUCCAUGGACUUCUGAAAGCAAAACUUUGUCGGAGAUAAUGACUUCUGCGGAGCAUGUUGGGGCAAAGUAUGAAAUUCUCUAUAUAUCAGAUCCCUUUAGGUCCAUUCGCCAUUCCUAUGUGGAGCUAGGAAGAUUUAUGGCUGAAGGUUCAUCUGGAAAUGGAUCAGCUAAAUCAGAAAGUUUGUGUGAUGAAGUCUGCCAAAUUAAAUCAUCUCUUCUUGAGGGCCUCUUUGUUGGGAUCGUUUUGCUUAUAAUCCUAUUAUCAGGCCUUUGCUGUAUGAUGGGUAUUGACACUCCAACGAGAUUUGAGACACCUCAAGAUUCUUAAAAAACCUCGUUUCUCAGAAUCAUUGCAUGAAUUUUCUGGUGAUGUUUGAGGAAAGGAAAAAGGUAAAGCUGAUGAUGAUACCAUUAAUAUGUCAUGCUAGAUGUUACGGUAUUCUUUCUUAAACUCGUUUUCUUGUGGCAUGGUCUUUUGCUAUGCUUACUGGCUGGCAGCUUGUAGUGUUAUGUAUGAAUAUUAAAAGCAUUUUGGUUUGUUCUUCUUAACACUAUUAUGCGAUUUCAUUUAAGCAAAGGAGAAAAAUAAAGAUGUGUUAUUCCAUCA
Molecule: messenger RNA, 1637 nt
Organism: Cucumis melo (muskmelon)
Lineage: Eukaryota; Viridiplantae; Streptophyta; Magnoliopsida; Cucurbitales; Cucurbitaceae
Exons: 9
Coding region: 378-1358 (326 amino acids)
Source: RefSeq, a predicted model, not a curated record